CCCUGAGUCAUAGCUUUGGGCUGGGGCCAUGGCAAAAAAAAAAAAAAAAAACUUUGUUGUGUAGCAGGGAAGGCAGCCCUUCCCUAGGAAGGCCCGGGAAAGUGUCCCAAGGACUAGGAAAGGCAAGGAAAGUCACGGUAGAGACUUGAAGGCACGCAUGAAUCCUGGAGACAAUCCGGGUUCAGUGGGUUGUCAGUGUGGCAGCACUAGCCUUGUUUUAUCAGCCAACAGGAUCAGAGCUAGGGGUCUAAGGCCUUCGGGUUACUUGGCGAGAGGGAGGGCUUGAGCCUAGGGCAGGCCUGGGAUGACUAGCUGGGCGGGCGCUGUUCAGAGGCAGGCCUGUGUGCAGACCCAGGCAGUUUCACUUCCUGAACCACCACCGCCAGCAGCAGAACCAACACUUGUCUCACGCCCUGCUUCUGGCUCAGCAUGGGCUCACAGGCCCUGCCCCACGGUCCCAUGCAGACCCUCAUCUUCUUGGACCUGGAAGCCACUGGCCUGCCUUUCUCUCAGCCCAAGGUCACAGAGCUGUGCCUGCUGGCUGUUCACAGACGUGCCCUGGAAAACACCUCCAUCUCUGGGGGACAGCCACCUCCAGUGCCCAAACCACCCCGUGUGGUGGACAAGCUCUCUGUGUGCAUUGCUCCAGGGAAAGCCUGUAGCCCUGCAGCCAGUGAGAUCACAGGUCUGAACACAGCCGAGCUACAAGUAAAUGGACGUCAGUGCUUCGAUGACAACUUGGCCAACCUGCUCCAAGCCUUCCUACAGCGUCAGCCACAGCCCUGCUGUCUUGUGGCACACAAUGGCGACCGUUAUGACUUUCCCUUGCUCCAGGCAGAGCUUGCUAUGCUGAGCAUUAGAAGUCCUCUAGAUGGUACCUUCUGUGUGGAUAGUAUUGCUGCCCUAAAGGCACUGGAACAACCUAGCAGCUCCUCAGAGCACGGUCCAAGGAAGAGCUACAGCCUGGGCAGCAUCUACACCCGCCUGUAUGGGCAAGAACCCACAGACUCACACACCGCUGAAGGUGACGUUCUAGCCCUGCUCAGCAUCUGUCAGUGGAAGCCACGGGCCCUGUUGCAGUGGGUGGAUAAACAUGCCCGGCCCUUUAGCACCAUCAAGCCCAUGUAUGAUGUUCCAGCUGCUGCUGGAACAGCCAAGCCAAGGCCAUACGCUGCCACAGCCACUGCAUCCCUGGCCUCAACCAACACGAGUCCCAGCCAUGGCAGAGGCAAGCGACCCAAGACUCUUCCCCCAGCAAAGGUUCCAGAAACCCCAUCUCAGGAGCUGCUGGCCCCACUGAGCCUGCUUGCCUUCCUGACCGUGGCAGUAGCCAUACUGUAUGGACUCUCCUUGGCCUCACCUGGGCAGUAAAUAAACCAGUAAGAAAAAUCUGACUAAUAAAGACCCCACAGCACUGA
Molecule: messenger RNA, 1418 nt
Organism: Phodopus roborovskii (desert hamster)
Lineage: Eukaryota; Metazoa; Chordata; Mammalia; Rodentia; Cricetidae
Gene: Trex1
Product: three prime repair exonuclease 1
Exons: 2
Coding region: 430-1371 (313 amino acids)
Biological process (GO): DNA catabolic process
Cellular component (GO): cytoplasm
Molecular function (GO): nucleic acid binding; 3'-5'-DNA exonuclease activity
Source: RefSeq, a predicted model, not a curated record